AUGAAUACUGGCGUGGCUAUAGGCAAAUAUACAUCCGUGUAUGUGUUCGGAUCGCGUUUUCUUUCUGCCCAAACCAAGCACCCAACCUACCUCCACACCAUCGAUCAUUUUCUCGAAGCUUUCGUUCUUGCACAAUCUCCACCUCACAAACCCACACCCAAAUCCUCUCAGUGUCCACUCUUGCAGCCUAGCAUGGUCAGUCUUGACCCAGGCCACGCGAUCAAUAUUCACCAAUCUGAUCCUUUCUACUUCUUACUGCCACACAUUUUUCCUCCCCUGCCUCUGGCUCAGCCAACCUUCCCAAUUUCAUUCUUACGCUUCUCUUCUUCCUUCAAACCCCACACGCACCCCUUUAACAUUCUCUGCUGCGCUUGUAUCUUUCUUUUUUCCUCACUUCCUCCCCUAAUUCUCUCCCCUCCGUUCUUUCCUUUGCCGGUACCAUUUCCUCUCAAUCCUCAAUUCGUUUCCCUCCACCUCAUCUCUCUCCACCUCCUACUCCAUGCCGGCCACACUCCUUUUCCUUGCCUCCGUCUACCUUCCUCUUUAUUAAGCCCGUGUCCGCACAGAAACCAAGCCGCCACGAGUAUUUCUUUGUACCUCCCUAACCACCCCUUCUCCUCCUCCCUUGAAAACCUACGAUACCCUUCUCUUCUCCGUUUCUCUUCCUGUAUCCUCGACCGAUACAAAGAGAGCACCAUACUGGAUAUUGUGUCCAAAUGA
Molecule: messenger RNA, 720 nt
Organism: Acanthosepion pharaonis
Lineage: Eukaryota; Metazoa; Mollusca; Cephalopoda; Sepiida; Sepiidae
Source: the annotation of a GenBank genome assembly